Messenger RNA from Electrophorus electricus (electric eel), 571 nucleotides. RefSeq names its product meiosis/spermiogenesis associated 1 (gene meig1). Gene Ontology annotation, cellular component: nucleus. The record is from RefSeq and is a predicted model, not a curated record. Lineage: Eukaryota; Metazoa; Chordata; Actinopteri; Gymnotiformes; Gymnotidae.
GCUAGGAGACCUGAAACAGGUUGCAAACAGCCUUUUGAAGACACUUAACUUUUGGUAAUACCCAAAUUAAAACAAAACUGUAACUGAGUCAUCGAAGAAAAGUGAGAGCUGUCUAAUCUGACAACCAGGAAAAAAAUGUCCUGCGCAGCUUUGCUGGAUGACAAAGUCAGACCAAAGUCUAUGAGUCGAGCAAAAAAAUGGACGGAUGAAGUAGAGAAUCUCUACAGAUUUCAACAAGCAGGGUACAGGGAUGAGGUGGAGUAUAAGCGAAUAAAACAAGUGCAGAUUGACCGGUGGCCCGAAACAGGGUUUGUGAAGAAGCUUGAACGACGAGACAACACUUUUUAUUACUACAACAGAAAGCGGGAGUGUGAGGACAAAGAAGUCCACAAAGUCAAGGUGUAUGCAUACUGACAACAGUCGCUGCUAGCACUCCCCCAGUUCUCGCCAUCGUCUUGGUUUCAAACCUUGUUUUACAUGACGACAGACACACAUGUGCUUACUCUUCAUCUCAUCGUAUACUUAUUUGAUUGUUCUGAUGUGAAUAAAUAUUACUCAGGUUGCUAUGGGA